Molecule: messenger RNA, 3228 nt
Organism: Petromyzon marinus (sea lamprey)
Lineage: Eukaryota; Metazoa; Chordata; Hyperoartia; Petromyzontiformes; Petromyzontidae
Product: mannan-binding lectin serine protease 2-like
Biological process (GO): proteolysis
Molecular function (GO): serine-type endopeptidase activity
Source: RefSeq, a predicted model, not a curated record
AAUGAAGCAUCAUUCAUUGUCUAUUUUCGACCUUUCUCUUGCAUGGAUUCACGGCACACCAUCACACUGUAACUGUGUGUUGUGACGUUUGCAGUUAUCCCGUAAGCCAGAGGAAUGUUGUGGCAUGUUAUCAUUCAGCAGCGCCGUGUGUUAUAUGCAUCGGACUUAAUUUAGCUUCACGUAACAUCAGUUUAAGUUUCAGAUGUCAAGGAAUUCUAAAGACUGCAUUCAUGCCAAAAUCACGACGCUAACAUGGCCACUCCCACAUGUUUGAAAAAAAACAUCAGGCUUACAUAUAAAGUGGCUUCCUGUGACGUGUUGGGUCAGGGCAGCCUUUGUUGGAAGCUUGUUAAACAAUAGACGCUCUAUCAUUAGCCGCAAACAAUGUAAAAUGCCCGUGCCACUGCUCUUGUGUUUGCUGGCUGGGUGGGCCUGCGGCUCGCCGGUCGAGCUCUCGGCCCCUCAGGGCGAGUUCUGCUCGCCGGGUUUUCCUGAGCCCUAUCCUGGAAAUGAGACGCGCGUCUGGCAGGUGCGAGCGUCUCCAAACCAUGCCAUCCUCUUCAACUUCACCCACGUCCACCUACCCCCCCUGCGCCUGUGCAGGUUCAUUCACAUCAAGGUGCAUGCGGGAGGCCAGCUGGUGAAGACUCUAUGCGGAGGCGAGCUGAGGGCAGAGCGUGGCCAACGUGCCGCUGGUGUCAUCCGAGUGCUCGGUCACGAGGCCACGGUCACCUUCACCGCGUCUGGUGGCAACCGCGGUCGAUUCACAGGCUUCUGCGUUCACUACAGGACUACAGGUCUACCAUGUGGCCAACCCCUGCCCAUUGCCAAUGGGAGGAUGGAGAUGGAUCAAUACUCCAGCGUCCGCUACACAUGCAAUGAGCCCUACUACAGCAUGGCCAGUGGGAAUGGGCAAUUAAUCUGCAAUGAGACUGGACAAUGGGUGGAUGAGAUGGGAAGUCCCAACCUGCCAGGCUGCAAGCCAGUGUGUGGCCUGGUUCGGCAUGCACGCAGCAAACGCAUCAUCGGAGGACGCUUCUCGCACCGUGGUGACUUCCCAUGGCUGGCAAUGCUGCUUCUAGACAAUCACUUUAUGGGCGCUGGCGCCCUGCUGGGUGACAGCUGGAUUCUUACGGCAGCCGAGAUCUUCACGCAGGACUACGGUCAGGUUGACGUCUACCUCGGGCUGGUAGACCGCCGCGGGGUCCUCGCCAACGACAGCGCGGUGAUGAAGGUGCACGUGGAGAGCGUCGUCCUCCACCCGAAUUUCAGCAGAGACGAGGAGGAUGCUCACGACCACGACGUAGCCCUGCUGCGUCUCACCGAGCCUGUGCCGCUCAGGAAGGAUAUCAGCCCCAUCUGCCUGCCCGGUCGUGACAAGGGUAGCGGGGUCACCGAUCAGCCACCGGGGCCCGGGCACGUGGGCUACGUGGCCGGAUGGGGCCGCAUCACCACCACGAAGCUGCACGGCGUCACGCCGCGCUGGCAGCGCUACGUGGCGCUGCCCGUGGUUGCCCAGGACAAGUGUCGCUGCACGUACGCGGGCAUGGAGUUUGCGGGCAGGACGCUGACGUACACCGAUAACAUGUUCUGCGCCGGUGUUCCGGGAGGGGGGCGUGACGCCUGCAAGGGCGACAGUGGGGGGCCCUUCGCCUACAUGGAGCCACGCUCGCAGCGCUGGGUGGCGGCUGGCAUCACGUCCUGGGGUGUUGGUUGCGGCCAGAAAGGCCACUACGGUGUCUACACCAAUGUGUCCAACUACGUGGAGUGGAUUGAAGGAGAGAUGCAGCAAGGAGGGAAGGGAUAACUCCUCGUUUGGACCGACGAGUUUUUUUUUACUUUACAUUAGCUAUGAUAUAAAGUAGAACUAUUGCGUGACUUACUGUAGGUAUAUUUAAAGGAAGCUCUAUUUAGACGAAUAUAAACCUGUGGAGAAUAAUUUCUAUCUCCUCCAACGCACUUGUGAAUCUGUGAAGUGUGAUCAUUACAAUAGGCCAGUGGUGGGGAACAUUUUCCUUGCUCAGGGCAAAUAAGACUUUCAAAUACCUUUGACGGGGCAUGCAUUAACAAACACCUCAGUCACUUAUGUUACUGCAGGGCCAGAAGUGAAUAAGCAUUACAUUAUAAAGUGUUAACAGCGAUAAAAUGUUCCCCUCUAAGACAAUAUUCGUGUGGCUCAAACGCUUGCGGUGCAGGAUACGUGUUGUUUGUCGGCAAUUAUGAAGUCGCGCGAAAUGACGUCUCGGGCCGACUCGGGGCCAUGGGUUAUAGGUUCCCUACCCUGCACGAGGCCAACAAUGUAUAAUUAUCAAAGUGUGGAGUGACAUUUACAUUUUUUCUUUCGUGAAAAGCGUUGCACUAAAAAAAUACAGAAAUGUGUACUACAAAAUACAGCGUGGGGUGUUUGCUGAAGCGGUUUUGACUUGGUGUGAAUUGAAUGCGCGAUCUCGCUAUGGUAACCAACGCCGUUUAUGUCACAGCAGGCAUUGAUGGUGUAACCUUUAGGAGGCAUUUAAAAAUGUUAAAUUAACGACUAAGAGUGUUGAUUUAAUUCCAAUGUGUGCCGUGUUUUGGUACCCAAAUGUACGUGAACCACACUUUGUGCACACACUUUGUGCACCCUAAACUGAAUUGUACACCAUCCUAACAGUGGGUAAAACUAACAAGCAUCGCGAAUCCGCUCAGCAGUGAAGAUACCCCGACUGCUACAUCCAGCAGAUGUGGGCAUUGGAUAGUUCAUCCGAUAGAAAAUAUGGCACGUGUUAUGAAGCCAUUUAUCAGUGGAUAGAGCAUUGCUCGUCAUUUAUCAGUUUAUGGAUCAUGCAUUAUACAUUCAUUCAUCAAUGCACAUACACAUUCAGCAAUAGAUCAUGGCUUAUAUAUCCAGCAGUGGACAGAAUGACAGUCCAAUCCAGCAGGGGAUGAAGCCCGACACCUCCACCCAGCAGAGGACAGAUCCUAACUACUCCAUUCAACAGUGGAUAUCGAGCAUUUAGCAGUUGAUAGAGCAUGCCUCAUAAAGCUUGAUUGCUCCACAACAUUGAAUAGUACCUGACUCCACCUAGCAGUGGAUAGAGCUUGCCUCAUUUAAUAUGGCCGCACCAUCCAGCUGUGGAUGAAGCCUAACUGCUCAAUUCCAAUGUUGAUAGAGCCUGACUACUCCACCCAGCAGUGGAUCGAGCAUUCAGCUGUGGAUAUCACAUCGCUAAUUCAUCCAGCAGUGGACAG